AUGGCGCCUCCGCAGAUCUGUGUGAUUGGUUCCCUGAAUAUUGAUUUCGUCACCUACACCCCCCGUUGCCCCGAUGCUGGCGAAACCCUGACAGCCAAUUCCCUCGCCAUCAGCGCCGGCGGGAAAGGUGCCAACCAGGCAGUCGCGUGCGGUCGCGCCUCCUUUGUUUCCAAAGACAACCAAGAUGCAUCGGUGUAUAUGAUCGGAGCGGUAGGAGCGUGUGAUCCUUACUACUCGGCGCUCCUGCGCCCAACACUGGAGGGUUCCGGAGUUAGCACAACGGGAAUCCAGGAAAAGACGGACAGCCAAACGGGCUCUGCUACGAUCAUCGUGGAUGAAGGAGCCGGAGGAGAGAAUCGGAUCUUGUUUGUCCCCGGCGCUAACUACUCGGGAAUGGAUAAUGUAGAUGCGGUCCUCGCCACCACCCGGAAUAUCCAUCUAGAACAAGGCGUCGUCGUGAUGCAGGGCGAGAUCCCGAGGUCGACUACCUUGGAGCUGAUGAAGCACUUCAACGACCCUUCCUGCCCUUCUCACCUGGUGUUUAAUCCUGCGCCGGUCUUCACAGAAGGAAUCCCCCUCGCUGCACUUGCCGGCACGAGUGUGCUGGCCAUGAAUGAGACCGAAGCUGUCCUCAUGACUCAGGCGGUCAAGGAGCAUCUCACCCCUGCCCAGCAGGAGCAGGACCUAAAGCCCGAAGAGCUGGCACCUUUAUUCCACAAACAUGCUCAGGUUCAGAUCGUUCUAAUUACACUUGGAGCCAAGGGUGCCUUUUACUCCACGGCCACUGGCAAGCAGGGCUUUGCUCCCAGCGCCGCGGUGGAGAAGGUUGUAGACACCACUGCCGCCGGAGACACAUUUGUCGGUUACUUCGCUACUGCCUUUGCUAAGUUUGUUGCCACCGGUGCUCCACUGGCGGAAUUCGAUGCUCAGAUUGAAACGGCCGUUCGGAAGGCGAACGUGGCCGCCGCAGGGUGUGUCCAGAGGAAGGGUGCGAUGCAGAGCAUUCCGUUCGCUUAUGAGAUCUAG
Aspergillus niger is the source of this 1026-nucleotide messenger RNA. RefSeq lists its product as uncharacterized. The coding region runs from base 1 to 1026 and encodes 341 amino acids. NCBI's taxonomy places the organism in Eukaryota, Fungi, Ascomycota, Eurotiomycetes, Eurotiales, Aspergillaceae. The transcript has a single exon. The record is from RefSeq and is a predicted model, not a curated record. Gene Ontology annotation, biological process: D-ribose metabolic process. Gene Ontology annotation, molecular function: ribokinase activity.